Molecule: messenger RNA, 1262 nt
Organism: Trichoderma harzianum CBS 226.95
Lineage: Eukaryota; Fungi; Ascomycota; Sordariomycetes; Hypocreales; Hypocreaceae
Exons: 3
Coding region: 107-880 (257 amino acids)
Cellular component (GO): cytoplasm; nucleus
Molecular function (GO): RNA binding; RNA endonuclease activity; sequence-specific DNA binding
Source: RefSeq, a predicted model, not a curated record
AUUCCAUCAGUCAAACCGCCAGAAAAAGCCAUCCAUUGACAGACAGCACAACAGACAUUCAUUCGCCAUAUAAUCUUCUCUUAUUCAUAUAUAAAGUUACCAAGACAUGGCUGGAGGCGUCAAGAGAGACCGCGAUGGCAAUGCUCGUGCUAAGCCCACGCAGGAUUUGCCGCGGGGCAGGUUCCAUUCCAUGUUUGAAAACUUCCGAGAUGAGCUAGACGAGCAUUACGAUCGCAGGGAGCGCGUCAUCAAGGUGUCCCGAGACGUGACGGCACAGAGCAAGAAGAUCAUUUUCACAUUACAAAGAGUUAAAGAACUCAACAAGAAUUUCCCAAAAGGGAUACAGCAGGACGUUGAUACGCGCCUCGCCGAAAUCUCAAAACUGCUCUCCACCAUCACCGCCGACGUGCAGUCCAUCAACCGCUAUCGCUACGGCUAUUCCAUGAAGUGCUUGGAAGAGCUCGUCGAGGCACUCUCCUUCGCACACUACCUACGGCAUCAGAAGGUUAUCACGCUGGAAGAGACGCAAGCAGCCACUCCCGCCGACGUUGUGCUGACGCCGCAUGACUACAUGUACGGCCUGUUUGACCUGUUUGGAGAGCUGAUGCGGUUUGCAACGGUCACGACGGCGCAAUCAGGUGAACUGGUCGGGGAUUACGACAGAAACAUUCUCAGCGACAUACAGGAACUUGGCUGCGCGUUUGAGCUGCUGCCUCAGAUCCCGACCAAGGAUUUUCGUAACAAGAUGGAGGUUAUGCGGCAGAGCAUCAACAAGGUUGAGAAGUUGGGCUAUGGUCUUGUCGUAAGGGGCAGUGAACGACCUAAGGGGUGGGUUCCUGACAUGAAAGAUGACGAUCCCCGACCUUCAUCGCCUGUGUGAGGGGAAAGAGGUGUUCAGUCAGUUAUUGUCUUGUUGAUGCUCUGUUGCCUGGCCCCAUUGGAGGCCAACUCUACAAUGUCAGAAUGAUGAAUACUUUGAGAUGGCGUUUUUUCCUCCCCUUUACUUUCUAUUUUUUUUUUUUCUUCAUGAGCAAAUACGUGUUUAAAGCUCAUCCUCUCCCGUGUGGAAUCAUCGUUGGUGGAUAUUUUGGAAGAUCUGGAAGUUUGAGCUGUCCGAACUCUCAUGGCUGGCCUUGUUAGAGUAAUCCAUGUGUAUCCUCUAUCACUUCAUAAUCUCUUUAGUCGCCGAUACUCAUAAGAUUGGGAUGCUAGAUGUCUACUCCUAUUCCUAGUCGCCAUAACCUGAUAUAUUCCCGAAACCC